Molecule: messenger RNA, 999 nt
Organism: Magnolia sinica
Lineage: Eukaryota; Viridiplantae; Streptophyta; Magnoliopsida; Magnoliales; Magnoliaceae
Exons: 2
Coding region: 1-999 (332 amino acids)
Source: RefSeq, a predicted model, not a curated record
AUGCAGGUGUCCCAUCUUCUCUUCACAGAUGAUACACUUCUGUUCCUUAAUGAAGGCAUCCAUUCCGUCCGAUCAGCCAAGCAGUUCCUUGACCUUUAUCAGCAGGCCUUCGGGCAAAAGGCAAACUUCCAUAAGAGUGUGUUCAUGCACCCAGAAAACAUGGCGGCUUCUAGGAUUGCGGCAAUCCAAAGGGAAUUAGGGUCGUUCACUCCGGUCACGAGCAUGGUGUAUUUGGGGUCCCCAUCUCGUCGGGUCGAAGGAGGAAAGACUCUUUUCAGAGACUUGUGGAACGGGUUGAUGGCCGGAUUAAGGGUUGGCAAGCGAGGUUCCUCUCUAUGUUGGAGAGUCGAUUUGCGGACUUUCUUUGGGGUUGGAAGGAUGGCAGGAAAAAAACUCCUGUGGCGGAGUUGGCAGUUCAUUGCUCUUCCCAAGAGCGAAAGGGGACUGGGAAUUCGGCAUCUUCAGGAUGUCAUGAUCGCUUUUCGGCUCAAGAUGGCAUGGACAGCUAUGAACUCAGUGGAUUCUGGGCUAUGGGCAUCGUUCAUGCGGACUAGGUACAGCCAGGAUUUGGAGUGGGGUGGUCAGCAAAACCUUGCUCCGUUGGUCUCUCCAUUAUGGAAGAGAAUUAGAGCCCUUCUCCCCUCCAUCAAGGCUUCUACCCAAUGGCAGAUUGGGGAAGGCAAUUUACACCUUUGGAAAGACAAUUGGUCUGGGCUGGGCCCCUUGCAAGAUAGCCUGUCGACCACCAUUCCCUCAGCUCUCCUUGAGUUUAAAGUGAAGGAUUUUCUAGGGCAGAUGGGUCCUUUCCCUCCUUUAGCGGUUUUCUCUGUGCUGUCCCAACAUCAUAUUGAUGCGAUUUUUCAUGGAGGUUUUUGCGUGACCGACGGUGCUGAUACCCCGUUCUGGACUCCGAAUCCCUCGGGCAAGUUCUCGGUUUCCUCGGCUUGGGAGAUCGGGCAUGCGUGCAGUCCUCAGAUGUUUUGGGGAGGAAAAAUCUAG